AUGGGCUGCUGGAAGCAAGAGAAAAGAAAUACCUGGACUUUUCCCACCCUGAUCCUCUGCCUCUAUGGAUUCUGCUACAUGAUGAAACCAUCAGAACCUUUCCUAACCCCUUAUCUAACAGGACCAGAUAAAAACCUUACAAUUGAUGAGGUUACAAACCAGAUUUUCCCAGUGUGGACAUACUCCUACCUCGCACUCCUCAUCCCCGUCUUCCUCAUCACCGACUACGUGCGCUACAAGCCCGUCCUCCUCCUCCAGGGCAUCAGCUUCAUCGUCACCUGGCUCCUGCUCCUCUUUGCACGUGGAGUGCUGGCCAUGCAGGCCGUGGAAUUCUUCUACGGGAUGACAACAGCCACUGAGGUCGCCUAUUACGCCUACAUCUACAGCGUCGUCAGCACCGAGCGCUACCAGCGGGUGACGAGCUACUGCAGGAGCGUCACUCUGCUGGCAGCCACCCUCGCCGCCCUGCUGGGACAGCUCCUGGUUUCCCUGGCAGGUGUAUCCUACUUCCACCUCAACGCCAUCACUUUGGCUUCCGUCUCCCUGGCCUUCCUCUGCUCUUUUUUCCUCCCCACGCCCCACAGGACUAUGUUCUUCCACAGGAAGGACGGCCCAGAGGCUCUCCCGGCGCCACAGAAAGGCCUCGAUUCCCUCAGGCCGGAGGACCGGGACUCGGGAUCUGACGGGCAGGGACCCGCACCCCAGCAGCAGGCAGAGGGUGCCCAGGCCCAGAGCAGUGUGCUCAGAGUGCUGGUGCAGCUGAGCAAGGACCUCAGGGAUUGCUACAGCUCCAGGAAACUUCUCUACUGGUCCCUGUGGUGGGCUCUGGCUACGGCGGGCUUUAACCAGGUUGUGAAUUACAUCCAAGUGCUCUGGGACUUCAGAGCCCCCUCUCACAGCUCAGCAGUGUACAAUGGAGCUGUUGAAGCAAUAGCAACUUUUCUGAGCUCAGUAACAUCUUUUGUAGUACAAUAUAUGAAAAUUAACUGGGACCUUUUUGGAGAAAUGGCUUUAGGGAUUUUCUCAGCAAUAGAUGCUGGCUCUCUGUUUCUCAUGCACUUCACUACCAAUACCUGGGCAUGUUACGCCAGUUACCUCAUUUUCAAAGCAUGCUAUAUGCUCCUCAUAACAAUAGCAACGUUCCAGAUUGCAGUCAACCUGAGCAUGGAGCGCUACGCGUUGAUGUUUGGCUUCAACAACUUUGUUGCACUGGUGAUUCAGACCAUCCUUACAGUUGUUGUUGUGGAUUCAAAAGGACUAGGACUGGACAUAGUGACUCAGUUUUUAAUUUAUGGCAGCUACUUUGCAGUCAUAGCUGGGAUUUUCUUGACCAGAAGCAUUUGCAUGCUUGCUUCAAGCAAAUGCCCAAGGAAAAUAGCAAGAUCUUGCAAAGAGCACCUGAACCACGCUGAAGAUGAAUCCAAAGAGCAGGCUGUAACUGGGUCCCCGACAUGGCUGCAGGAGUCAGGCUGA
This is a messenger RNA of Calypte anna (Anna's hummingbird), 1473 nucleotides long. RefSeq names its product thiamine transporter 2-like. Gene Ontology annotation, cellular component: plasma membrane. Lineage: Eukaryota; Metazoa; Chordata; Aves; Apodiformes; Trochilidae. Bases 1 to 1473 code for a protein of 490 amino acids. Gene Ontology annotation, biological process: transmembrane transport; vitamin transport. Gene Ontology annotation, molecular function: thiamine transmembrane transporter activity. The record is from RefSeq and is a predicted model, not a curated record. The transcript is spliced from 5 exons.